This is a messenger RNA of Tilletiaria anomala UBC 951, 1269 nucleotides long. RefSeq names its product release factor. The transcript is spliced from 2 exons. The coding region runs from base 1 to 1269 and encodes 422 amino acids. Gene Ontology annotation, molecular function: translation release factor activity. Lineage: Eukaryota; Fungi; Basidiomycota; Exobasidiomycetes; Georgefischeriales; Tilletiariaceae. Gene Ontology annotation, biological process: translational termination. The record is from RefSeq and is a predicted model, not a curated record.
AUGCGACGCAUGGUACAAGUUCGAAAAACGCUGUUGGAACAAGCAAGUAGCAGCUCUAUCUCGGUACAAGCAUCGCGGCUCGUGAGCAUGCUUGAAGAUAUAUCCGCCCAAUGGGAUGUUUUCACAGCCUUGCACCGAGAGUAUGCAUCUUCUUUGACUUUGCAAGAAACGGAGAAGGACGAAAGCAUGCGAGCAUUAGCCGAAGAAGAAUGUGUCAUGCUUUUCGAGCAGAUGGAGGAAAUGCGCGACACUUUUCGUGUCGCUCUGCUGAAGGAUUACUCGUCUUUCGCGCGCCUGGCCCGCGAACAGAUCCUCUCCGCAAAACCAGGCGAAGAGCCCGAUUCUUCGAAAUCUGCUUCCCUUGCAGAUGCAGCCGGCACUUCGAAGCCCAGGGCAGUCAUCAUGGAAUUCCGACCAGGGGUCGGCGGUCAGGAAUCUGGGCUGUUCACGUCGCAGGUGGUGCGGAUGUAUCGCAAAUUUGCUGAAAACGUCGGCUGGGAAGUUGAGGAGCUUAGCUUAAUUCCCAUGGAGGUGAAUGCGUCGACCGGCGGAGGAGAUGGCGUGAAAGAAGCCAUCAUCCAGAUCUCGGCUCGCGGUGGACGCGAGGAUGCGGAAAUCUAUGACAGGCUCAAAUGGGAGGCUGGUGUGCAUCGCGUUCAGCGAAUCCCAACCACGCAAUCGCUUGGAAAACUGCAGACUAGCACGAUGGCCAUCGUCGUCCUUCCCUCUGAUACGGACGACGGUGGCAGCGAGCAACAGAAGGCCGAUGACGUGGUUGAUCCCAAAGAUGUCAAGACCGAAGUCAUGCGUUCGCGCGGGGCAGGCGGGCAGCACGUCAACAAAACCGAAUCCGCGAUCCGCCUGACGCAUCUGCCGAGCGGGAUCACCGUAUCGAUGCAGGAUAGCCGGUCGCAGCACCAGAACCGCACAAAGGCAUGGGCGAUCUUGCGCGCGCGGCUUCUCGACGCUAAGCUGCGCGAGGAGAUGGCUGCCAAUCGCGCGGUGCGAAAGGACCAAGUCGCAUCGAUGGAGCGCAGCGACCGGGUGCGCACGUUCAACUUUCCACAAGACCGUGUGACAGAUCAUCGUCUCGGUCUGUCACUCAGCGGUAUUGAUUCUAUCAUAGAAGGCGACUUUGACGGCGAGUGGUCCGACGGGCUUGGGAGGCUCAUGCAAGGGCUCGCCCUCCAGGACGAGGAGAACCGCAUCGCCGAGCUGCAGAGCCUUUGGCUCGAGGCUAGCACAAGAGUCGAUGUAGCAAGGAAAUAA